Chanos chanos (milkfish) is the source of this 1379-nucleotide messenger RNA. RefSeq names its product protein tyrosine phosphatase non-receptor type 2a (gene ptpn2a). Gene Ontology annotation, cellular component: cytoplasm; nucleus. The coding region runs from base 54 to 1301 and encodes 415 amino acids. The transcript is spliced from 9 exons. The record is from RefSeq and is a predicted model, not a curated record. Gene Ontology annotation, molecular function: protein kinase binding; non-membrane spanning protein tyrosine phosphatase activity. NCBI's taxonomy places the organism in Eukaryota, Metazoa, Chordata, Actinopteri, Gonorynchiformes, Chanidae. Gene Ontology annotation, biological process: negative regulation of receptor signaling pathway via JAK-STAT; peptidyl-tyrosine dephosphorylation; negative regulation of ERK1 and ERK2 cascade.
GUUUUUUUAUUUUUAUUUACUUUAAUGCCAGACUGACCUCAUCCCAGAUUAAAAUGGAUCAAGAGUUUCAGGACAUAGACUCGUCCGGACAAUGGCAAAAUCUGUACAAUGAAAUCCGUAACCAGUCUCACGAGUGUCCAUACAAAGUGGCAAACUUCCCAGAAAACCGUAACCGGAAUAGAUACAGGGAUGUGAGUCCCUAUGAUCACAGUCGAGUGAGGUUGGAAAAUUCAGAGAAUGACUACAUUAAUGCAAGCUUGGUUGUGAUGCAAGAGGCCCAGAGAAGUUAUAUUUUAACUCAGGGCCCCUUGAGGAACACUUGUGGUCACUUCUGGUUAAUGAUCUGGGAACAGCGGUCCAAAGCCGUUAUUAUGCUCAACAGACUCAUUGAGAAAGGCUCGGAAAAAUGUGCUCAGUACUGGCCAUCGGCGGAGGAACGGGAGAUGGAUUUCAGGGACACGGGUUUCCGUGUGACGCUGCAGUCGCAGAAUGUGAAAUCCUACUACACAAUACGAACGCUAGAGCUGCACAACACCAAAACGGGAGAGACCAGAGACAUCUUCCACUUCCAUUACACCACGUGGCCGGACUUUGGCGUCCCAGAAUCCCCGGCGUCGUUCCUCAACUUCUUGUUCAAGGUUCGAGAGUCGGGCUCGUUGGAGGCGGGGAACGGUCCUGCUGUGGUGCACUGCAGCGCAGGGAUUGGUCGCUCAGGGACCUUCUCAUUGGUCGACACGUGUCUGGUUCUGAUGGAAAAGAGAAAAGACCCGUCGUCUGUGGACGUCCAGAAGGUUCUGCUUGACAUGAGGGAGUUCCGUAUGGGUCUCAUUCAGACCCCAGACCAGCUCCGUUUCUCCUACAUGGCCAUUAUGGAGGGAGCCAAGUGCAUCAUGGGUGAUUACUCUCUGCAGAAGCAGUGGCAGAAGCUCUCUGAAGAGGACCUAGAACCAGCGGCUGACCUUUCCCCGACCUCCCAGAACACCCAGCGGCUGUCAGACUUGCUGAAUGGACAGACAGGGCUUUUCGCAGAGGCUGAGGAACCAGAGACGUCAGACGUCUGCACGGAAUCGCCGCAGGAAGAGCAGCACACAGAGGACACAUCCAGCAGUCUACGCAAGCGGCAUCGGGAGGAGAAGAAAACCAGCAUGGCGCAGAAGCUGCAGCAGAUGAAAGACAAGAUGAAAGACGCAGAGAAAAAGAAGGAGACGUGGCUCUACUGGAGACCCAUUGUUCUGAAUGUAGGGGCUGGAGCUGCGGUGGCGUUUGGACUCCUCAUGUGUUGGGUUUUCCUUUCGCAAUGAUGGCUCUGGUCCCACAUAGACUUUCCUCUUACUUUGUACUUUUUUUUUGUUUUGUUUUUGUUUUUGUUUUUGUUUUUG